AUCCUUAGAAAUAAGAUCCUUUCGGAUUCGCAAGAGGUACCGUAAAUCACAAUCUAGCUACCAGAACAGAGAGAUGAAGAGAUCCUCUACCACGGGUUUCCCCCAUUACACGCAAUCGAAUCAUAUUAUGACCCAUAAGAUGAAGAAUCGAGCUUUCGAUUUUACAGUACUGUCACUCUUGUUUCUGGGUUUCCUUUUCAUCUUCAUCUUCUCCAAUCCCUCCAGUCUCAAGACCCUCUUCUCCAGCUCUAAUCCCGAAUGCAAGUCCUCAACAACCAUGAUGAAAAUGAUUAUUCACCGAGAUGAACUCGAUGAGGUGUUAGCUGAAACAUCGAUGGAAAACAAGACUGUAAUUAUCGCUAUGGUAAACAAAGCCUAUGUGGAAGGGGACAAGUCGAUUCUUGAUCUAUUCUUGGAUAGUUUUUGGCUUGGCGAUGGUACUCAGGGGUUAAUAAAUCACCUUCUAAUUGUGGCCACGGAUGAAGUAUCUUACCAACGGUGUAAGUUUCUCCAGCGUCAUUGCUACAGGCUUAAAACAGAUGGUGUAGAUUUUGCUGGGGAGCAGUUAUACAUGACUAAAGAUUAUCUCGAAAUGAUGUGGAGGCGGACUCAGUUUCUUGGUGAUGUUCUCAAGCGUGGCUACAACUUCAUCUUCACAGUAUGUUUCUUUGGUUUCAUGGGAACUUAGACUUUUUUUAAAACAUAUUUAUAAGUGAGUAUUAGAUUGUUUAUCA
Messenger RNA from Rhododendron vialii, 734 nucleotides. RefSeq lists its product as uncharacterized. NCBI's taxonomy places the organism in Eukaryota, Viridiplantae, Streptophyta, Magnoliopsida, Ericales, Ericaceae. The record is from RefSeq and is a predicted model, not a curated record. The transcript has 2 exons. Bases 74 to 688 code for a protein of 204 amino acids.